Molecule: messenger RNA, 2943 nt
Organism: Trichechus manatus latirostris (Florida manatee)
Lineage: Eukaryota; Metazoa; Chordata; Mammalia; Sirenia; Trichechidae
Gene: PHACTR2
Product: phosphatase and actin regulator 2
Exons: 12
Coding region: 98-1831 (577 amino acids)
Biological process (GO): actin cytoskeleton organization
Molecular function (GO): actin binding
Source: RefSeq, a predicted model, not a curated record
GCGAGGGGACCCGCGGGCAGCGCCGCACAGGCCGGGAAAUGAGCGCUUGCAAAUCUGCCUGGGAACGGACCCAUGAUCCAGGGACCAAAAGAGCCGCAUGAUCGUUGGACCUGGCCCUGCGACCCCGGACAUGGGCCAGACCUCGGUGUCCACGCUGUCCCCACAGCCCAGCAGUGUUGACGGACUGGACAAAGCUUCUAUAGCAAACUCAGAUGGCCCAACAUCAGGUUCCCAAACACCUCCCUUCAAGAGAAAGGGGAAACUAUCCACCAUUGGUAAAAUCUUUAAACCUUGGAAAUGGAGGAAAAAGAAGACAAGUGACAAAUUUAGAGAAACAUCAGCAGUGUUAGAAAGGAAGAUAUCCACAAGACAAAGUAGAGAGGAGCUGAUAAGAAGGGGAGUUCUUAAGGAAUUACCUGAUCAAGAUGGAGAUGUAACAGUUAACUUUGAAAAUUCAAACGGGCACAUGAUACCCAUCGGAGAGGAAUCCACCCGAGAGGAAAUUGUAGUAAAACCUGAAGAAGGUAAUGGCUCUGUAUCUGAAAAAACACCACCUCUGGAAGAAAAAGCAGAAGAUAAGAAAGCUGGUUCCUCUCAUUCAAAAAAAACAAGUGGCUCCAAAGCAUCCACUUCACCAUCUAUUUCAUCCACCUCAUCUCGUCCUAAAGCUUCCAAGGAGACAGUUUCUAGCAAAACAGGGACAGUGGGAACCACAAAGGGCAAGAAAAAAACUGGCAAGCAGCCAUCCUCUCGACCGUCUGCAGAUGCAGCUGCCUCUGGUACAUCCAGUCUUAAAGGGGAUCCUUCAGAGACCAGAGCAGAGAGCCUCAAACCCGAGCAGACUGUCCCUGGGACCGAGGAGCAGACCACAGGCAAAUCCAAGUCCGUGGUCCCCCCACACCCCGUGGCUCCACUGCCUCUUCCCCCUAUCCCUCCUCUUCCUCCUGAGGAUCAGUGUGUUACUCCCUCAGACACUCCCAUCAUCCUGGUCAGCAAUGGGGCUGACCUACCUGCCUCUGCCUUAGACCCAAGUAGGCUUCUGUGGACUGAAGAGCCGACCAACAAAACCACUCUCCACCCAGGCACUGGCUUAAGUAGCAGAGAAAAUGCAAAAUGUUUCACAACCAAAGAUGAGCUGGGGAAGGCAGCACCUCAGCUCCUGAUUCCUGGGCUGUUGGGAGAAUCUUCAGAAUCCUUCAGUGCCCCGGAGGAUGAAGGUCAAAGGGACUACCAGGCCAAUGACUCUGAUUCUGAUGGGCCUAUUUUGUACACCGAUGACGAUGAGGAAGAGGAUGAGGAUGAGGAUGAGGAUGGCAGUGAAGAAAGUGCUUUGGCAAGUAAAAUACGACGAAGGGAUACUCUUGCUAUCAAACUUGGCAACAGACCAUCUAAGAAAGAAUUAGAGGACAAAAACAUCUUGCAGCGUACAUCUGAAGAAGAGAGGCAGGAAAUCCGACAACAAAUUGGAACCAAGCUAGUCAGGAGACUUAGCCAGAGGCCUACAACUGAAGAGCUAGAGCAAAGAAAUAUCCUAAAACAAAAGAAUGAAGAAGAAGAACAGGAAGCAAAAAUGGAACUUAAACGCAGACUCAGCAGAAAGCUCAGCCUGAGACCCACAGUGGCAGAGUUACAAGCACGAAGAAUCCUGCGGUUUAAUGAGUAUGUAGAAGUCACCGAUUCCCCAGACUAUGAUCGCCGGGCAGACAAACCCUGGGCCAGGUUAACACCUGCGGACAAGGCAGCAAUAAGGAAAGAACUAAAUGAAUUUAAAAGCACAGAAAUGGAAGUUCAUGAAGAGAGUCGACAGUUUACAAGGUUUCAUCGUCCAUAAUGAAAUGCAAGACUGUUUGGAAACACAGAUUGAUAAUCUUUUGGGGGCAGCACCGCUUCCUGAAAACCUGAUAUUGCACUGGGAUUUGAAUAUGUAUGUUUCAGUUUAACUUGUGGUGAAGGCAGAGUGUGACUCGGCUUUGUUGGAAAGUGCUCCUCACCUGUGCAGCCCAGAUGGGGCCAACAAGCAAAGGGAAGGAGGCAGUGACCCUUGCUGUCCAGCAUGUGUUUUCAUGGUAAGGGACACCAUGGUUACACCAGGCAUUCCUCAUCAGGAGUUUUAAUCAAAGAAGAUGAGCAGAAGACAAUCACUGGCUCCCUGUUACCAGAAAGCCAAACUUUAGAGUGCGGGUUAAAGAAAAAUGGCAUGGAAUCACUGGGCACUGGCAAGGGGUGGGAGUUGAAAAUCAGAAAAAAAGAUAAGUAUUUCAUCAUGUUAAUGAAGGAAAGAGAAAAAUUGAAGCAUAGUAUAUUUUUGAAGUAGGCGUUUGGUAGCUGAGAACUUACAAUUAAGAGAUUUGGGAGUCUAAUCACCCAACACGCAUUUUUGAAAGACCUGAUCCGAGAGGACUCUUCUUGUUUCACCAUUGUUAUGGUACAAUAUCAAAUACCAUUUAUGUUGUGCCAGUGAAUCCAAUUGCCAGAAAUAAGUCUGAGUGUUUUUGUGCAUCUUUUUCUUAAAUGCAAGAGGCUUCUACUGACUCUUAACAAGCAUGCUUACCCAAAUUUUGUUGCAUGCUUUGAGUAGCACAGCUACACACAGUUUUUAGUACUCCUUACCUAGUGUACCAACCUUCCACAAGAAUAACAGGACUGGGGAUAAAGUCAGAUAUAAUGUGACCCUAUAAAACUGUAGCAAGCUUUAGAAAUAAAUCUUUUGGUCUUUCCUUGAUUAUUUUCUUGAUUAUCUCCGAAGUGGAAAUGACCAUACUUAAUCUAAGGAAGAUGAUAUUGACAAUCAUGACACCUUUUAAAAAUCUGAAUCCAAAGUUAAUACCUAAGCAAGAUGUGAGUGUGCUGCCUGCAGUUAGUUCUGAGACGGAAUGCAGAGGACUAUUUUUUUUUCCCCAGUGCUUCAUUAAGUUGGAUUGCUGCUAUUUAAAAAAAAAAAAA